This is a messenger RNA of Paraglomus brasilianum, 1596 nucleotides long. NCBI's taxonomy places the organism in Eukaryota, Fungi, Glomeromycota, Glomeromycetes, Paraglomerales, Paraglomeraceae. The record is from the annotation of a GenBank genome assembly.
AUGGAAAACGUUAUAAGCGCCAUACUGACGAUAUCAAAGAAUAAGAAAGCGGGCUCAGGUUAUGCAAGCGAUUAUGAUAUGAGCAGUAUAUUAAGAGAAGAUAAUUUUCCGAAUCCAAGAACACUUGUUGUCUCAAACAUUAACUAUGGAUCGUGCAAAAAAGUAGGUUCUAAGAGUCUCAACGAAACAUUUGACAUGAUCGCAAAAGUCUCCGAUUUCCACGAGCAUAUUGAUGGAAACAGGAGAUAUGGCAAUAAAAGUAAACAUGGCACUAUUACUAUGGCAGAUUUUACACGAAGAAAUGGAACUGGUGGCGAGAGCAUUUAUGGUGGGACCUUUAACGAUGAAAACUUCCGUCGCAAGCAUGAUACCGAAGGACUGUUAUCCAUGGCUAAUCGUGGGCCCAAUACCAACAGCUCACAGUUUUUUAUAACUGUUCGGCCAACACCGCAUUUAGAUGGUAAACAUGUAGUUUUCGGACGCAUUGUCAGUGGUUACGACGUUGUGAAAGCGAUUGAAAGUACGCCUGUAGAUGACAACGAUCGGCCUAUUGGAAUUAUCAUGAUUGCUCAAUGUGGUGAACUAGAGUUGAAACUACCGCCUAAUUACAGAGAAGAUGGGCCUGACUCUUCCGAAUCCGAGGCUGGCAAAAAGAGAAAAAGGAGAAAAAAGAAGAGAAGAAAGCGGUCAUUAUCUGAUACAGAUUCAACAUCUGAGAGCGAUCGUAGCACAAGUCCAGAAUAUAAAGAGAAGACGCGAGGGCGUAGUAGAUCAUUGAGUAAAGAACGAUUAGCUGUUGGUGCUAGCACAAGACCAGUUAGUGGUGACAAUAGACGAAGCAAAUCCCGGUUGGAAACGCAGUCGCCUCGUAAAUCUCGUUCGAGAGGGUUUUCUAUCUCCCCAGGUGAUCCCCGGUCGCAAAGUCGCUCUAGAUCGCCGCCUGCAUUGAGGGAUCGCUCGAAAUCGCCUAGGGGACGAUCACGAUCGCUGACUCGACGCGAUAUAUCAAAAUCUUCGCGUAGUUCUCGAUCGUCUUCUCGGUCGCGGUCACCUCAACGGCCAUAUCCAUCAAAAUCAUAUUCGUCACGGGUGGAGUCGGUUUCGAGAUCGCGUUCUAGGCAUCGUUCGCGAUCGGGAAGUAGAACUCCUCCGAGAAGACGUUCGAGCUACAAAUUGUUAGACAGUUAUCGACCUUCACAAAGUUAUGUUCCGCAUUACCGUGACGACAGACGGGUUAGGGAUAGAGAUUAUGACCGCGAUCGCCGAAAAAGUUAUAACGAUCGUGAUAUUGAUCAUCAGAAUAAUGGACGAGAUAAUGGAACACGCUCUAGCACUCAAAGAGAAAAUGAGCGAGUGAGUUCUAGCGACAGUAGCGACAGAGAGGAGCGUCGGAACAGAGAAGAUCGUGACUCUGAAAGACACACGCAAGAGGGUGACCAGGAUUAUAGGGAUCGAGGACGUAGAUAUAACAAUAAUGAUGACGAUGACAACAAGAAAGGAAGGGAAUAUGACCGAAAACGAUCGAUGUCUAGGUCACCUCCGGUUAAGUACAAAGGCCGCGGAAGAAUGAAAUAUUUUCAGUCGCUUGCCUCUUAG